CUGUAACAGAGAGUGACAGAGAGUGACAGAGAGAGCAGGAACAGGAUUAUGAAAGCUGCUGCCACACUGAAUGAGACACAUUUCUCAACUUUGGUAUAAAUAUUUUGGACUUUUUGAUUUACUAAAAUAAGACAUAUCUAAUAGAAGGCUAAAUCAGAGGCCACUAACUUUUUCCUGAUUUUGUUUGUUUACCUUUUGUUUGGGAACCAGUGGAUUUCAGGUCAAGGGUUGGAGGAAAACCCAGACAUCUAUCAAGUAACAGUCACAUGAUGACAGACGUCUCACGAUAUCUUAUCAAUCACCUGGUGACAUUCUCCCAGCAGGAGGGGGAGGUGAAGAGUGUGGAUGAGGCCCAGUCUUGUCUGUCCCGACUGGCCCGGGCGGAGAAGCUGUGGAGCCAGCAGAUAGUUCUGGAGAUCAGCCCUGAGGUCCUCCGACUCAGAGACACACAGAGCCAGGAUGAGUUGGAGAAAUAUCCAGUUUCAUCUAUCCAUCGAUGUGACGCCAUCCUCACUGAGAAACGAUUUCCAUCCCUUCUGUUACUUGUUUGCCAAAGCGCACCUCAGACAAAGCCUGACGUUCUCUUCUUCAACUGUGAGACAGUAAGGGCGGAGCAAAUUCGUGACGACAUCACAAGGGCAGUGUCAGGUUACUCAUCAAGGUCCAAGAAGCGCCCAGAGGCCCUCAGAUUUCCUCCGAUAGACCCUGUUCUUCCCCAAAAUACCAAAGCAGCGAUGAUGGACCCCUACGGAAUUCCGAGUCCCCCCAUUCCACAUGCUCCCAAUGCCCCGCCUGCCAACCCUCCACCCUACCCAGGAAUCAGAGCGAAUGGCGUCAACAGCGGGCAACAACCGGAUAGCUCUUUUCUACGAGCUGAGAAAGAAGUGGGGAUCCUUAAUCACUGUUUCGAUGACAUUGAGGUCUUCAUGGCAAAGCUCCAACAGACUGCAGAAGCUGCCUCAGUUUUAAGCCAGAGGAAGAAGAAGAAGAAAAGUCGCAAGCAAACACCAGAGGAGGACUUGCUUACUGCAAAAGCUCGCCCUCCUCCUGAAGAAGAAUUCAUGGACAUCUUCCAAAAAUUGAAGUACUGCUUCAGCCUACUGGCUCGUCUCAAGUCUUCCAUCUCCAACCCAUCCUCAGAAGAGCUGCUCCACCAUGUGUUCAAACCUCUAGAUAUGCUGGUGAGGACUACCGGGGGCCCUGCUCUAGGGGCCUCCGUGACCAGUCCUGCUCUGACCAACUCAGCCGUAACCCUGCUUCAAGACAACCUGUCUGAGGAGGAGAGGCUGCUAUGGACGGCUCUGGGGCCCCACUGGACACUCCCACGUUCCCAGCUCAAAGGGCCAGUGGCCCCAUACACACCGGUAUUUCUGGACGGGUGGAAGCCAGAGGCCUCCAGGGCAGACAGGCAGGUUUAUGAGGAUCCGGUUGAGUCACAACACAAACAUGAAGCCCUGAGGGAAAAACAAGAGUUGCAACCUACUCAGCCAGUUGGACCUCCAGUCACCCCUAAGAGCAAUGAAAUGGAUAGCAGUGUCCUACCCCCCGAGGGAGAGAGGAUGUACCGUUGCAGCUAUGACUUUGUGGCCCGCAACAACAGUGAGCUGUCAGUACAACAGGGUGAUACACUGGAGGUUGUGGAGUCUUCCAAACGCUGGUGGAAGUGUCGUAAUCGCUUCAACGAGGUUGGCUUUGUCCCAUUCAACAUCCUGGAGCCAGUGGCUCACAUAGACAGCCCUGUCACCAUGAGAGAACCUAAGCCUCCGGUCUCACCUGCCCUAACCAAGACUCACAUUCCUCCCAGCCCUCCAGCCUUUAACCCUAGCUCCUUGACUCCUAGCCCCUCAGCGCACCACCGCCCUCGCCCACUAUCAUACAACCAAUACAGCCAACACAUUCCAGCCGGAGAUGAUGCAGACAAAGCCAUGAUGGUGAAUGACGAACUGCUCCAGAGACUGACCAAUGGGAAGGCCAACCUGAACAAGCCACUGGUCAUCCCUCGCUCGUCGGACACCUUGGUCCCCCUGGACUACAACUCACCCCCCGAGGAGGUGGAGCAGUGGCUCAGGGGGAAGGGCUUCAGCGAGACGACGGUGACAUUACUGGGAAAGCUGACAGGAGCCCUGCUCUUCUCUCUAAACAAGGAGGACCUACGACAAGUCCUACCAGACGAGGGCGCCAGAGUGUACAGCCAGCUCACUGUGCAGAAAGCGCUGUUGGAGGACGCCCGGAAGGCCACUGAGCUGGAGGCAGUGAUGGAAAAACAGAAGAUGAAGAUGGAUCUGAAGCUGGAGAGUAGCACACUAUAAGAACCACGUUUCAGACAUCACGUGUCACUCCCCCAUAAAGAAGACUCCAACUAAGAGAGAAAAAUGCCCGCACACUGGCUUGAUUCUAUCUAACAAACAUUCAAAAACUGUCACAUGUAACAUGAUGCAAAUAUUCAUUUUAUGGCUGCUCUUCAAGCCAGACUGUGCAGUCUUGAAUCAAGGCUUUGCUUUUUGUUGCAAAUGCUUGCUUCAGUUAAAACUCUUUAGGAUAAAUUGUCCUCUGUUAAGCCAAUGAACAAUGUGCAUCUGUAAUCUUUGCUAUAUUCUAGAAUAUUCUCUCCUUUCUAUGUUGACUUAGAAUCAUUUGUGCAUUGUACCAAUUACACCUGCUAUUUGCAGACCAAUUUAACGUA
Messenger RNA from Salmo salar (Atlantic salmon), 2683 nucleotides. RefSeq names its product epidermal growth factor receptor kinase substrate 8-like protein 1. The record is from RefSeq and is a predicted model, not a curated record. Gene Ontology annotation, biological process: Rho protein signal transduction; regulation of Rho protein signal transduction; positive regulation of ruffle assembly. Lineage: Eukaryota; Metazoa; Chordata; Actinopteri; Salmoniformes; Salmonidae. Gene Ontology annotation, molecular function: actin binding. Gene Ontology annotation, cellular component: vesicle; plasma membrane; ruffle membrane.